UUUUAAGUUCUGUAUUCUGUAUGGUUGGUGCCACUGAUUUAACGCUGUCAAAAAUGAGAUAACCUCACUUAAACAAUGCCGAAACGAAAAGUAGCUUUUAUUCACCCUGAUUUGGGAAUAGGGGGUGCGGAACGGUUAGUUUUAGACGUCGCGAGUGCCUUAUCUAAACAAGGAAACGAAAUAAUUCUUCUAACCAACCAUUUCGACAAAAACCACGCUUUUGAGGAGCUCAAGAAUGGGGAGUUCCCCGUUCAAGUGUACGGCGACUGGCUUCCGAGACACCUCUUCGGAAGGUUCCAAGCACUGUGCGCUUACAUCAGAAUGAUUUAUUUAACACUAGUCUACGCAAUUUUCUACCGUACCACUCAAAAGCCUGACGUGUACUUUGUGGACUUAAUCCCUAUGGCUGUGCCAAUUUUGAAAUUAUUCGGCGAAAAAGUUAUCUAUUAUUGUCACCACCCGGACUUGCUCGCCAGUGCGCCAGGGGGGGCCUUAAAAAAUUUCUACAGGAAGCCCAUAAACUGGUUGGAGUUAAAGUCCACAGCUCGGGCUGAUAUCAUUCUAGUGAAUAGUGAGUACACGGCUUCGGUCUUCCGGGAGACUUUCCCCCAAAUCACAAAGACUGUACAAGUGGUGUACCCCACAGUGGCCUCCUCGUUCUUAGAAGCCGUCAAAAACACCAAAAACCCCAGACCAAUCCACCAAAUAAUCCCAGAAAUACCCCAAAACGCCGCCUGUGUCUUCCUCUCCAUCAACCGCUUCCAUCCCGCCAAGAAACUGGACUUGGCCAUCAAUGCGAUGGAAAUUUUGCAAAGAAUCACCUCGGAAAAUGAACGUAAAGGCAUUUUCUUGGUUAUGGCCGGGGGCUACGACCCCCAAUCGUCCAUAAACGCCAGUUAUUUCACCGACUUGGAGAAACUCGUCGCUGAGAAGGGGCUCCAAGACAAGAUUAUUUUCCUCAAGUCGCCCCCCGAUGACGUCAAGACGGAACUUCUGAUGGCGUGUGACUGCCUCGUUUACACGCCCGUGAAGGAGCACUUCGGCAUUGUCCCCCUCGAGGCAAUGACGGUGGCUAAGCCCGUCAUUGCGUGCAACAGUGGGGGCCCCCGAGAGACAGUCGACCACGGAAACACGGGCUAUUUAUGCGAACCGACCCCCGACAGUUUAGCGCAAUUCAUGUACAGGAUAUUCAAGUCGGAUAACAAGGCAAUGGGGCUCAAGGGGCGCAAAGUGUUGCAGGAGAAAUUCUCAAAUGAGAGUUUUGCAAGGAAUUUGAAGAAAAUCCUUGAUCACACUAGUGUAAAUAAGAAGUUUAUUUAAAUAAAUAUUUUACUUAGUCCAAGA
Molecule: messenger RNA, 1344 nt
Organism: Tribolium castaneum (red flour beetle)
Lineage: Eukaryota; Metazoa; Arthropoda; Insecta; Coleoptera; Tenebrionidae
Gene: Alg2
Product: ALG2, alpha-1,3/1,6-mannosyltransferase
Exons: 1
Coding region: 76-1320 (414 amino acids)
Cellular component (GO): endomembrane system
Molecular function (GO): GDP-Man:Man(1)GlcNAc(2)-PP-Dol alpha-1,3-mannosyltransferase activity; alpha-1,3-mannosyltransferase activity
Source: RefSeq, a predicted model, not a curated record